GCUGUGAGGUCAAAAUAAUAUUAGCGAGUGUGUGUGUUUUAUUUUUGGCUAUGCCUCCCCCCACCCGUACAUUUCUCCAUGCGCCAGUCCCUCCUUCUGAUUCCCAAACAACGGUCCAGUCCUUCCUCGUCUCUCUCCCUCUGUUCCUAGCAGCUGUCAGUCACUUGUACAGGGCUGUAACUCUAACGCUCAUGAAUAUGUGCAAAUCUCUGGGUUCUGCAACAGAACGGCUGGACUGCAAGUGAAACUGCACUCUAAUCUCUGUUCCCAUUGCAGCUCUGUGCUUAUUAAGGGGACAUAUCUUUAAAGGGUGGAGCAAAGAAGACAUUAUUGUAGCUGUCAAUGUCCAACAACAGUAGCUGCUGGAGCCUGAGUCCAAGAAUCUACCUCUCUGGUUACUCCAUUAUCUUGACCCUGGGUCUGCUUCUGAAUAUUAGCGCUCUAUGGCUCUUUAUCGUUCGCCUGCCAAGUCUCCGGUCUCCAACAAAGGUUUACAUGAAGAACCUGGCCUUUGCCGACUUCCUACUAGUGUGCACCCUUCCCCUGAUGAUUUAUCAGCAUGCGUCUCCUAUUGGGACAGACUUCACAAAGAUUCAAACACUCUGCACCAUUGCGGCCACUUUCCUCCUUCUCAAUAUGUACGGCAGCAUUUUCUUAUUGGCUUGCAUCAGCUUGGACCGCUGUUUGGCCAUAUGCUACCCUCUCAGAUCCCAAAGUUUUCGUAGAUUUGCACCCUGGGUCUGCGCUGGGGUCUGGAUGCUGAAUCUUGGAGCUUGUGGUUCAUUUUAUUUAAAACCCAACACAAAUUCAACUUCUACCAAUGAAUGUUUUUCCAGCCACCCUCUUCGUGUGACCAAGAUGGUUUCCACCAUAGCUUCCUUGUUCAUGGGUUUCCUGGUUCCUCUGGGAAUAAUGGUUGUUAGCUCUUGCUCUCUGCUAAGAGCAGUCCGUAAGAGUCAGUCAGUUCAAGAUGGGACAGUGAACAGAAGUAAACUCGUCCAUAUGUUAACUGCAAAUUUGGCAAUUUUCCUCUUUUGCUUCCUUCCCUACCACGCUGUCCUCCUCUCCUACCAGAUUUGGGAGAAAGACUGUAUCCUGAAGGAGGCCUACAAAAUUGCUCUGUUAAUGGCCUGCAGCAAUACUGUGCUGGAUCCUAUGGCCUAUUACUUUGCCACAGAGACUAUGCAGAAGAAGAUUGUUGAAGAGAAAACCAGGCUGGCAGGAGGGUCUGGGGGAGAAAAUGAAAAUAACCCCAGUUUCAAUCUAAUGGCAUGUCAUAAGGGAAUUCAAGCCUGAGCAGAUGAUGGUGCUAUUCAUAUGAAGUACAGUAAGCCUUAUCUGUGAGCUGCUGGAUAUAUUCACAAGUAGACAUACAGAUGACCUUCUCAGCCCCAUCACAUGCAAGGGUUUGGUGGAUCUAGAGCAUGCUCCAUGGGAUACCACCUAUCUUCUGGCCUACGUGUGUGCUGAUGGACUGAUGACAAUCCUGUGACUCCUAUAUCAUAGGACUUCUGUACAUAUAUUAAUCUAUCAAUCUGAGAUAGAAGUUGAACUUUAAGCUGUUGCCCGUUUUAAAGAUGGUGCAUGGUUAGCUAUAGGAUAGCAUGGCCACACCGUAACCCCUGCCACAUGGGUCCUGCUUUUACUGUUUUACUGUUAAAUUGGCCUACAAGAGGACCUCCAAGUGGACCCAGGCCCAAUGUGCCCCAAAUAGGGAAAAUUCCCAUCAACCCAUACUUUUUUUUCAUUUGGGACUUUAUAAUAACUUACUGUAUACCAUUUGGCACUAUUGAUAUCUAAUUUCUGUGAGAGUGGCCCCGGGUUUCUAGGUGGACCCUAAGAGAACCAGUCAUGCUCGAAGCAGAGGUUUUAAUGAAAACAAAAAGUAAUUUGCUACCCACAGGGUCAAGGUCAAUGUGAAUACAAAUGGUAGAAACAAGAGAUGAGCUGAAGACCCUCUCUUCCAGACUCAGGUUUAAUAUGUCUGCCUUCAUUAAUUUUCCAGGCAUGACCUAGGGGUCCUUAAUUAACAGUAAGUACAUGAUGAGGUCAGUGGCACUGCAUAUGCUCAGGAGAGCUGUGUUAUUGUGAGUGGUCCUUAGGGACCAAGGCAACUUAAUUCAUUGAUAAUGUGGUUAUAUAUAUAUAUAUAUAUGUGUUAUAUCCGGCAAAGCUAAAAUAUCAAGUAAAAAGCAACUGAAAACACAA
Molecule: messenger RNA, 2208 nt
Organism: Xenopus laevis (African clawed frog)
Lineage: Eukaryota; Metazoa; Chordata; Amphibia; Anura; Pipidae
Product: lysophosphatidic acid receptor 4
Exons: 3
Coding region: 343-1296 (317 amino acids)
Source: RefSeq, a predicted model, not a curated record